UACCAACCCAAAAAACCAAUCAGCCUCUUGGCAGAACUGUUACUUUGUCAAGCACAUAUUUUGACCAAACUCGGUCUUAUUUGCCCCUCGUUAACUACAAUAACAACCAGCCCUUUGUCAUUGAAUUCGAUGGGUUGAAAUUAAAAUGUCGUUCCAUAACCAGAUGCAGUGGCAAGUUGGCGUAAUUCUUAUUUGGUUGUAUUUGGCCGUCCCUGCGGUUGCUCAAUGCAAUCCAGAAUGGUGUGGAUCGAAAAAUGUGAGUUACCCAUUUUGGAUUCAAAAUUCAAAUUGUGGACUCCCUGGUUUUCAGAUCAAAUGCAUGAAGAAUCAGAAUGGGAAUUGGAGUCUAUUUCUUGGCACUUUUGUAAAUUCUAAAGAGAGGGAGAUUGAGAUCCUGGAGCUGAGUUAUGUCGGCUAUCUGAUCCUCAAUUCCACUGAUCUGAAAGCCAUGUCAUGUGGUGGAACGGAUGAUGCCUUUGUGCUGUUCGAGUUGCCUCGAGAUGGUCCCUUCACCAUCUCCUGCCUCAAUAAAUUCGUGGUCAUUGGUUGCAAAUCAAAGGGUUCUUUCAAUCUUAAAGAUGGGGGAGGUAAAUGUGAAUCUGCAUGUUUAAGUCAACGUAGUCCAAACUACUGCAACACCUAUGGGUGUUGUGAAGCCGGUAUUCCAGGAAGUCAGAGGAUGAUAAAUUUCACGGGUGGGGGAAUACCAUAUAAGGAUUUUUCCGCAUGCGGGUUCUCCACUAUUCUUGAACCAGGUACUUGGUAUUUGCCUGGAGGCGAACCUGCUGGCUUCCUUGGUGCGGGUCAUUAUGGACUCCGUCUCGAGUGGGGCAUCGGCGAUGGGAAUUGUUCGACGGCCAAAGGAACACCCCAUUACUCUUGCGUCCCUGAAACCAAAUGUUUAAACGCAAUAGCCAGUGGCCACCUAUGCGAAUGUCUUAGGGGCUAUCAAGGGACUGGUUACUCUAACGGCACCGGUUGCACAGAUGUGGAUGAAUGCAGUCACCGAGACUUGAAUCAGUGCGUUGAACCAUCGCAUGGAGGAAUUUGUAAUAAUUUGCCUGGUUCUUACCGUUGUUCAUGUGCAAGGUACUAUAGCGGUGAUGGCUUCCAAAACGGGACAAGAUGCCAGUCGCUGAGGUCAAAUAAAUCCGUCAUUAAAUAUGCGACGAUAGGAUCUGUCUCUUCCUUUGUGGUUGUCUGUUUAGCAGCAUCUCUUUUGGUUUGGUGGUUAAAGAAACGCCACUUGAAACUUGUCGAGGCCAAGUAUUUUCAGCAGUUGCAGCGAUUCAUCGCUUCUAGAGUGGGUAGAGAGAGCCUGAGAAUGUUUUCUGCCAAAGAAUUAGCAAGAGCUUCUAAUAAUUAUUCAAAGGAAAUGGUGCUGGGAAGUGGUGGCUUCGGUACUGUAUUCAAAGGUAUUCUAUUGGAUGGUACUCUUGUGGCCAUUAAAAAGUCCAAGCAAGCUUUAAACCUAGAGGAUGACCAUGAGUUUCUUAAUGAGGUUGCAAUUCUCUCCCAAAUAAAUCAUAAAAACAUUGUGAAAUUGUUAGGGUGCUGCAUACAAACUAAAUUCCCAUUACUGGUAUCAGAAUUUGUUCCGAAUGGAACACUGUUUGAACAUUUACACUCCAAAGAUGGAUCUUUAUCUUGGGCGUCACGUCUGCAGAUUGCAAUCGAGACAGGCGAGGCUUUAGCAUAUCUACAUUCUGGAGCAUCUCAACCCAUUUUUCACCGAGAUGUAAAAUCAUCUAAUAUUCUUUUGAAUGAGAAAUUCUCUCCCAAAGUUGCAGACUUCGGGAUUUCUCGUCUCAUCUCCACUUCCAAUAACACACAUGUCACCACAUAUAAUAUAAAGGGCACAAGAGGAUACUUGGAUCCUGAGUUCUUUCAGACGUCCCAACUCACCGAAAAAAGUGAUGUAUACAGUUUUGGUGUAGUCCUCGUUGAGCUUUUGACAGCUCUGAAACCCAUCUCUGUAGAAAGAGACAGCGAGGACAUUAAUUUAUCUUGUCUUUUUCUGUCGAGACUCGACCACAAUCGCCUCAAAGAAAUCUUAGAUAACAAAGUAUUGGAUGAGGAAAACGUGCAACAGAUGGAAGAAAUGGCAAGGAUAGCCAGAGAAUGCCUUCAUUUGGAAAGGAGGAAGAGACCUUCAAUGAAAAGGGUGGUGGAGGAACUCGCUUGGAUCAGAGGUGGCACAAGAAAAACAAAGUUCGAUGACACUGACGACGAAAUAUUUGAGCAGACAAGUAUUUCCAGAGAAUCAUCACGAACUUCAAGCGAGUUCAGUAGUUUCGAUUUCCCAUCUGCAAGGGAGGGUACCUGGGAGGAGCCCUUCACUGCACAGUUUCAGAUGUCGACCCUACUCUGAAGUAUUGGGAAUUCGCAUGCCAGUGUUUAAUCAUGGCGGCACACACCCUUGGAGCUGCACCACAGUAAACAUCUAUUCCGAAUUCUAACAGUUCAAUUAGAAACUAUCCCGUCAUCUAGGGAUGUGUAACUACUCGCAGUUUCAUGCUUUUUUUCAUGCAACAAAAGUGGAUAGGUUGUGUUUUUCAUCCAGAGGGCUGUUUCAAGAAGAUAAAGCUCAAUGGAAAGUGCAAUACAAGUUUCUUAUGAGGAUGGGGCGAUCAGGCAUGCGAGGAAAUGUAUCUAUUGUUACACGACAUUAGAUAAGCAAAGAGUAGACGUGAAAUCUGAAAUAUAUAUAAAAAUCCACAGAAUGUAGAUUGUGAAGCUGCAGCUAAUGCACUGUACAUUGUCCACAUAUUAAAGCUGGAAAUGCCUUGAGUUCGAUUGCAACAGACAUUGCUUUAUUUUAAUUUUAU
This is a messenger RNA of Cryptomeria japonica (Japanese cedar), 2828 nucleotides long. Its product is annotated as wall-associated receptor kinase 3. NCBI's taxonomy places the organism in Eukaryota, Viridiplantae, Streptophyta, Pinopsida, Cupressales, Cupressaceae. Bases 146 to 2371 code for a protein of 741 amino acids. The record is from RefSeq and is a predicted model, not a curated record. Gene Ontology annotation, cellular component: plasma membrane. Gene Ontology annotation, molecular function: protein serine/threonine kinase activity; polysaccharide binding; ATP binding. Gene Ontology annotation, biological process: protein phosphorylation; cell surface receptor signaling pathway. The transcript is spliced from 3 exons.